Molecule: messenger RNA, 2958 nt
Organism: Candidozyma duobushaemuli
Lineage: Eukaryota; Fungi; Ascomycota; Pichiomycetes; Serinales; Metschnikowiaceae
Exons: 2
Coding region: 1-2958 (985 amino acids)
Biological process (GO): GPI anchor metabolic process; endoplasmic reticulum to Golgi vesicle-mediated transport
Cellular component (GO): endoplasmic reticulum
Molecular function (GO): phosphatidylinositol deacylase activity
Source: RefSeq, a predicted model, not a curated record
AUGGACAUCAGGCGACCGGUCCUUCUCGUGGCCCUACUAGGGCUUUUCUUUUUUUCGCUUAUUGCCCAGUCGUACCUUUACGGGAACCACACCGGCGCCGACGCUCCCGAAUGUCGAACCGUUUCAAUGUACCCAUCGUACGCUCGAAUACGGUCUUUUGACAAAACGCAUACCCGGUUUGCUUCCAAGUACUCCUUGUGGCUUUAUAGGGAGCAGGGCAAGGACACCAUUCCCAAGAAGGAAGGAGAGGGUUUCCAGGCGCUCGACGGUAUCCCUAUCUUGUUCAUUCCAGGAAACGCCGGGUCGUACCGUCAGGUUAGAUCUAUAGCUGCCGAGACGUCCGUGUUGUGGUUCGAUCCAAACAUCAACGUGGUCGACAACCCCAAGCAGAAAAACUACGACUUCUUUGCUGCCGACUUCAACGAGGACUUCCUGGCCUUCCAUGGCCGUACCAUCUUGGACCAGGCCGAGUACUUGAACGACGCCGUGGCCUUCAUUCUCCUGCUUUACUCCCACAACGAAAACCCGCCCACGUCUCUUAUUUUGAUGGGCCACUCCAUGGGCGGCAUCGUCGCAAGACUCAUGCUCACUUUGCCCAAUUACGUUCCAGGAUCCGUCAAUACCAUCCUCACUCUUUCGUCGCCCCACUCGGCGCCUCCACUCACUUUCGACGGUGAUCUCUUGCGGGUUUACUCUGCUAUCGACCGUUUUUGGUACGACGGGUUUCACCUGAAGCUGGAAGAGCCCUCCUUGGCUCACCAGAGACUCCACAAUGUCUCGGUGGUUUCUCUCACAGGCGGUCUUCUCGAUUCCGUUUUGCCUGCCGACUACACCACCUUGGGCUACUUGGUGCCACCCUCCAAUGGUUUCACCAUGUUUACUACCGGUAUUCAGGAUGUCUGGACCCCAUCAGACCAUUUGGCCAUAGUGUGGUGCCGCCAGCUCCGAAGACUGAUUGCCAAGUGGCUCUUGAGCAUUGCUGAUAAGACAUCUCCUCACAGAACGUACCCCUUGGAGCGCCGGAUGGAGCUUCUGCGCCAGUUAUUCAUGACAGGCUUUGAAAAGUACACGGAGCAGGACUUUGAUUUGACCAAAGACUUUGUGAGAGUCACCUUGGACAAGAGUACCGUGAACUUUCUCGGACCCAAUUCACUCCUUAAAUUGACCAACAGGCGCCAUAGUCCUCGUAAGGUCAACAUCAUCAUGACCGAGCCCGGACAGACCCUUCAAUUCCUUUCUCUGGAAGUUUUGACAUACUGGGAGGACGCCAUGAUUGCCGAGUCCCAGACGGCCAGUGCUCUUAUGUGUAAGAAGGCCAAGAAGGAAAACGCCGAUCCAGACAACUCCUUUGCCGGACUUGAAUGUAUUGACUUGUUCACCCACAUCCACCAGGUGCCUCGUUCUAGCAACGAUGUGCGCAAGUUGAUGGACUCCUCCUUCGACGGCGACAAGGAAUCUUUCUACGGCUGUGAGAUUGGGCCCCAGAUUUUGGACAAUUUCGAUAUGAUCAUCAUCCACGAACCAUUGAAGACAUCCGACUCGCACUUUUCCGUGGCCCAUCUUAUAUCAUCCAGCAAGACAAAUGUCACACUUGAGUCCGAUUUGAGCAGCCUCUUGGUGUCGAACGUCGAGGCUAAACUUCCUGCUGACAGACCUAUGGCAUUGAACAUCUACGUUCGCUUUGAGAACUUGGAGAAGAAGGGCCAGGAUUUCUCUCCUUUUAUCCGCCAAUGGAGAGACGAGCCAUAUGAGACCAAGUGGCACAUCAACGUCAAAGAUGGCGCUGAGACCCAUAUCAGUGUCCAUGCAAUUGCUCCAUUUACGCCAUUUGACAGAACCAGAGAGCAACAAGGUGUUAAUCUUGAACUUUGGGUAGACCCUGAGAACCCAAAAUCAGACAAGCCUUUGGAAGACGUCAAGGUGAUCUUUUCUGUUGAUAUUUGGGGCAGUUUGAGACUCUUGGUGCUUCGUUACAGACUAGCCGUUGUGGCCCACUGCCUUGCAGUCUCGUUGUUGGUGUUUGUCUUCCAGUGUUUGAGAUAUUUCGACACAGGCAAGUUCCCUGAUCAAUUGUACGGCCUUGGGUGUGUUUGCGAACGCAAGCUCUUUACGAUUUUGGUUGUCCUAUUCGGGUCGCUUUCGGUGAUUGUUAAAAACAAGACCAUCCAGGCUAUUCUUAAUUUCGCUGACCCGGUAGUCUGGCACCGCAGAAACGAGAUCAAUAUCAGCUUGCAUCCUGACUAUACCCUUAAUACUUUCUACCUUGGUCUCGAGGAAGACUGUCUUUGGUACUUCGGCCCAUUAUUUUUCCUUAUGGCCAUUGGCAUCAACUGGUUCAUCUACCACUUCCUAAUCUACACCGGUCAGCUCAUAGUUUACGUUGGAAGGUUGACGAAAAUGUUCCCAAGGAGCUUUGAGGAGAAAGAGGCACCUCUUGUUGAAUGGAACAAAACCAGGUUGGGUGUGUUGGCGCUUCUUGUUGUUCUUGUGUCAUUCUACUUACCAUACCAAUUUGCUUACUUGACCGCAUUGGCAUUGCAAAUCGUUACUGUUAUCAAGCUCAUGGCCCACCGUAACGCUAAGACAGCCUGCAACUACAAUAUCAGCUUGAUGUUGUUGAUGCUCUGGGUUUUGCCCAUUAACAUUCCAGUUUUGAUCGUGUUCGUCCACAAUUUUAGCAUCAAUUGGACCUCGCCAUUCUCGUCACACCACAACUUUUUAGCUGUGGCGCCUAUCGUUGCUUUGGCACAACUUCAGAGCCAAUACAGCGGAUGGGUUCCAAUUCCACGCAAGGGAGAAGGGAAAAAUAUUUACUUCCGUGUCGUUAUGGCGGUCCUAGUGUACACUGUCUUUUACUGUAUGGUAUACGGCGUUCGUCACACCUACUGGCUACAUCACUUGUUUAACUUUUCGUGUGGUUUGCUUUUGCUAGGGUUUGGAGAAAAGAUGAUGUUGUGA